UCCUCACCGAUCGCGUGAGUGUCUAAGAAGAUGAAAUGAGGCCUCGGGGCGGUGCGGGAGCGCCGCAGUGCAUGCUGGGGCCGCCGCGCCUCGGGCGGGGCCUAAUUCAAGACGAAAGCGCGGGACCGACAAAAGUACGGGUCCCGAGAGGAUGUUCGGGUCUGGGUAGUUAAGCGAAGCGUCGCUUACCUCCUGCUUGGUUGCAGCGUCGUGACUUCUAAGGAUUGCAAGGGGAAGAAAGCCCUCGACAUUGCAAAUAGACUAAAGAGAAGUGAAAAUUUUAAAAAAUCUGAAGAUGAAGGUUUUUCAGACCAUUUGCAGGCAGCUCAGAAGUUCAAAGGGGUUUUCUGUAGAAGCAACCCCGUAUGUGGGUUUCUCCACUUCUUAUUCGUGUGGCCGGAAGAAAAAAGUGAGCAUUUAUGAAGAAGUGGAUCAAGACAAAUACUCUGAUUUAGUACGGUCUGUCUUGUCGUUAAGAAGCCAUGCUCGGACCCCAGAAUCACUGUUUGACGAAGAUGCGUUACUGUACGGACCUGUGAGUAAAUGUAAGCCCCCAAAGCAGGAUGACCAAACAAAGACUCCACGAAACUGGUUUCCUCUCUUAAAUCCAGAGAAAAGAGUAACAUCGAAUACAGCAAGUGACCCUUCAAUUCCUUUGAAAAUCCCUUUGCAAAGAAGUGUGAUACCAAGUGUGACCCGGGUCCUACAGCAGACCAUGACAUCAGAACAGAUCUUCUAUUUGGAGAGGUGGAAGCAGCGGAUGAUUCUAGAACUGGGAGAAGAUGGCUUUGCAGAAUAUACUUCAAACACAUUUUUACAAGGGAAACGGUUCCAUGAAGCCUUGGAAAGCAUACUUUCACCCCAAGGGAGUUCAAAAGAAAGACAUAGAAAUCUGGAAUCUGGGUACAUUGAAAGCAUCCAGCAUGUUCUGAAAGAUGUCACUGAAGUGCGAGCUCUGGAAAGCGCUGUUAAACAUGAAGGGCUAAAGUACGUGGGUCUGCUGGACUGCGUGGCCAAGUAUCAGGGCAAGCUGUGUGUGAUUGAUUGGAAGACAUCAGAGAAACCAAAGCCUUUUAUCCAAAAUACAUUUGACAACCCGCUGCAAGUUGUAGCGUACGUUGGUGCAGUAAAUCAUGACGCCAGCUAUAACUUUCAGGUUCAAUAUGGCUUAAUUGUGGUGGCCUACAAAAAUGGGUCCCCUGCCCACCCACACUUCAUGGACACAGAGCUCUGUUCCCAGUACUGGUCCAAGUGGCUUCUUCGAUUGGAAGAAUAUACAGAGAAGGAAAAGAACCAGAAGCUUCAGAAACCAGAUUAGGGGAAAGGAUGCUGUUUGGGGACAUUCAGUACUUUCUCAAGUUUGGAAGUUAUAUUGCUGUUGACUGUGAUUUAAAAAUGGAGAUGCUCAGAAGAGCUACAUUAACCCAAGCAGAAGUAUUCAUUUGUUGAAAUGUCUUGUAACCAAAAUUAUGGAAAAGCCUUAAAAGUUUAGAUUCAAAGAGCUGGACUCUAGCACAUCAAAUGCCAACUAUGCUACUGCCAGCUAUUUACCUGAAAGAGGGUGAGCAGGGUUGGCACAGCCUUGGUGACUCUUGGGCUCCUCUGUAGACUGGCUGUGUCCCAGACAGGAUGCCCAGUCUCUGAAUUGGAUUGAAAGGCAGUGAGGCUUGGUGUGCCAAGCACACAGGAGGUCCCUGCUUCUCCAUUUUCCCCAGGGAUACACUGUGGUGGAGGGGGGAGGACAGGUACCCCCAGAAUAUGCGAGGAGGAAAGAACAGCCAUCAGCCAGUUCCAUGCCAACGCAGUUUCCUUGGAAUUUGUUUUAUAUAUUGGGGUUCUGUGUGUUUCAUUUGGGGAGAAAGGUUUCCAUUUAAAAUUUUUGAAAAGUAAGUAUGUGAUUACUUAGCAUCGAGUAAACAUUACUGUCUGGGAAGAUAGAUGAUGUUCACAAUGUUGUUGGCAAUAUCCCUCAAUACCACCUUUUAGUAACUAUGCUGGUUUGAUUCAAUGGAUCAUGUACAUAGGGAAAAACCAUUGUUUGGACUUUUUUCAGUUGUGGGGGAAGAAUAAUAGUUUGAUAGGUAAUAAAAAUUAUUAGUUGUUUUUGGGUUUGAGAAACUGAUAUAAAUGCCUACUGUGUCCCUGGGGGAGCCCUGGUAGCGCAGUGGUUAAGAACUCAUCUGCUAACCAGAAGGUCAGCAGUUCAAAUCCACCAGCUGCUCCUUGGGAACCCUGUGAGGCAGUCCUACUCUGUCCUAUAGGGUCGCUAUGAGUCAGAACUGACGCAACGGCAAUGAGUUUGGGUUUUUUUUUUUAAUAUAGUCCUGGGGGAGGGCUCCCUGUUUUAUAGACUGGAUUUGUUAGCAUUUAAGUUACAAUUGCUGUUCUUAAGAUAGACUGCUAAAUCACUUUUUUUCUUUCAUUAGUCAUUAUAAGAAAUAAAAGAUACGAAUAAAGUGAUGAGGCUUU
Molecule: messenger RNA, 2469 nt
Organism: Trichechus manatus latirostris (Florida manatee)
Lineage: Eukaryota; Metazoa; Chordata; Mammalia; Sirenia; Trichechidae
Gene: MGME1
Product: mitochondrial genome maintenance exonuclease 1
Exons: 5
Coding region: 296-1318 (340 amino acids)
Biological process (GO): mitochondrial DNA replication
Cellular component (GO): mitochondrion
Molecular function (GO): single-stranded DNA exodeoxyribonuclease activity
Source: RefSeq, a predicted model, not a curated record